AUGGUUGCCUGUGAAAUCCCAGCAGAGAUUCAGGUCCCUGUCAAAGUCAUGGGGUUCUUUGAUCUGCAGCUCCCAGUUCGCCAAACGGCACCUCCAACAAAGAAUCCGAAACAUCUCGAUUUUCCGCCGAAAGAAGCUUGGGAACCUGUCAGACUUCUAGGUUCCUGCAAUGGUUUGGCGGCUGUAGCCCUUAACGCCACCGAGGAUUUGUUUAUUUGGAACCCAACUACCGGAGACUAUAGGAAGUUGCCAGAUCCUUUUCUUUCAUCUGAAGCCUAUCUUAGUCAGCUUUUUGUUUAUGGUUUUGGGUAUGACUCAUCCACUGACGUUUACAAGUUGUUCCUUGGAAGGACUGAAGGCGUGGUGCAAUCAUCAAUGGAAGCUGAAAUUUUUUCACUGAGAAGAAAUUCCUGGAGAAUGAUUGAAAACCCUCCCUACCUUGAAACUAAUUAUUCCAACAAUGGAACUGAAACGCCUUGCUCUUUUGUCAAUGAAGCUCUCCUUUGGUUAGUAGGGUGGUCUAUGUCAUUCAACAGAGAAUUUCAUGACAUCCUUUAUUUUGAUUCAGCGGGAGAGAAUUUCGAUGAAUCGUCACCACUGCAUUGGCGUGGUAACCCUUUUAACUUGAGGUUUUGCCUAACUUUUUCUAUUGCUAGUUUGUUUCCUUCUCACUCGUGGUGGGUAAUGGAGGACUUUGGCAGUACGGGUUCCUGGACUAGAUUGCUUCGCACUGAAAGUAACUACCUUUGUUCCUUUCAGGCCUUUCGCCUUUCAGAAAGAAGAGCAGUUCUACUUAUAAUCAGGGAUGAGGAUGAUGAUGAUGAUGAUGAAGCGAAGUUCAAAAAAUUUAGUAUUCGGAAAGACCCGGAACAGUGUGAAGCUGUUGCGGACAUGGAGAGUCUAGUUUCACCUCAUUUCUAUUAA
Molecule: messenger RNA, 924 nt
Organism: Theobroma cacao (cacao)
Lineage: Eukaryota; Viridiplantae; Streptophyta; Magnoliopsida; Malvales; Malvaceae
Product: F-box/kelch-repeat protein At3g06240-like
Source: RefSeq, a predicted model, not a curated record